This is a messenger RNA of Penicillium maclennaniae, 804 nucleotides long. RefSeq names its product Chromosome segregation in meiosis protein 3. The transcript is spliced from 3 exons. Gene Ontology annotation, molecular function: DNA binding. Gene Ontology annotation, biological process: replication fork arrest; DNA damage response; DNA replication checkpoint signaling. NCBI's taxonomy places the organism in Eukaryota, Fungi, Ascomycota, Eurotiomycetes, Eurotiales, Aspergillaceae. Gene Ontology annotation, cellular component: replication fork protection complex; nucleus. The record is from RefSeq and is a predicted model, not a curated record. Bases 1 to 804 code for a protein of 267 amino acids.
AUGAAUGAUGAAAGAGCCAGUUCUCCGGUCAACCUGAAUGAUCUUUUUGACUACGAUGUUGGUCUGGAUGAGAUCUUUCAAGAUAACCACGCAUCGAACGGCAACGAAGCCAAACCCUCCGGAGAUCCCUCCUCUCUCGGUCUGGGACUUGACGACGAGGUCAAAGUCUCAAAGAAAAGACAGCCAGUAGCGAAGCUGGACGAGGGCCGUCUACUUUCACAGUCAGGCAUUUCCAAAUUACGACGCACCGCGAGGCGGAAACUCAAAUUCAAGGGCAAAGGACAUGAGUUCUCGGAUGCGGCACGCCUUUUGAACUUCUACCAACUAUGGCUCGACGAAUUAUUUCCACGCGCAAAAUUCGCAGAUGGCUUGGCGAUGAUUGAGAAACUGGGUCAUUCCAAACGCAUUCAGACCAUGAGACGAGAAUGGAUUGAGGAAGAGAAGCCGAAGCCAUUCGGUGAUCACGAGGUCUCUAGACAUAUCGCAGACACCAUUGACCUUCCAACAAGACUUUCCUCUGAUCAAAUAGGCGCAGCGGCGACAGGCCCCAAGGAAACGUUCGGCUCGAAGCCCUGGAAAACUGUGUCGGCGACUGCGGACCCGGAACUGUUUAUCUCAGACCCCACGGGCGAGAGCCGAUCAUUAGCCAGCUAUCCGGAGCCGGACGAUGAUGACCUGGAGGAUCUUCUCAGAGAACAGGACCAGAUCAUGCCCGGAAUGUCUGAACCAACGUCGCGGCCAGCAAAUAACAACCACGAUGACUUUGAUGCCGAAUAUGAAGCCAUGAACGAAAUGGGGCUGUAA